Molecule: messenger RNA, 1590 nt
Organism: Seminavis robusta
Lineage: Eukaryota; Bacillariophyta; Bacillariophyceae; Naviculales; Naviculaceae
Source: the annotation of a GenBank genome assembly
AUGAGCUCUCCGGAGGGCAUCACAGCCAAGUUUGGAGGCACGCAGUGGUAUGUCAAGAAGGCUUCCGAGAUGGGAUUGCACCAAAAGGAGCCAGUCUUCCUCGGGCUCUUUAUUGCAUGGCUCUUGACGGGGACGCUGUUCUACUCCUAUGCACCCGACUUUGGUUUGGGGUUUAUCAAGGGUUUCUAUAUGGCAAUUAACAUUGGGUAUUCCAUUGGGUUUGGGUAUCCGAUAGACCCCAAUACACGCUCCAUAUGGUUCAGUAUCUUUUACGUCUUGAUUGGGUCCAGUUUUGUGGGUGUGGCGCUUGGGUUCUUCGCCGAAAAAAUCACGGAAGACAGUGAAACUUGGUUUUCCAGACUGCAAGAUCAAAAGAAAAUUGAAGAUUUCAUCCUGCUGGGGAAAACGAGAUGGAGGGGGCGGAUACAUGCUUUUCUAUACCGGCAGCGAGCUGCCAUUCGAGCGGUCUUGGUCUGGCUGGCCCUGGUGGUUGUCUUGGUGAUCAUUAGUCUAUACGGAGUUGGAUGGACCUUCAAAGAGGGAUUGUACUUUUCCAUAUCCACAUUAUCCACGGGAGGACACUGGAUGAUACCCCAGGAAUCGCCACUAUGGUUGUAUGGUGUCACUGCAGGAAUAACGGCUAUUGGAGUACCUCUAAUGGCAUUAGCAAUGGCCGCGGUCGGAACGGCAUUGAUGGAUCAAGGAAAUCUAGAGGAGGCCAAAUCAGCCAUUGAUGAUCCCGUCACUCCAGAAGAGCUUCAGUUGAUGGAAGAUUUAGGGUUGGAAGAUGGGGACGGGAAACUAGAUCUUACCGAGUACGUUUUGCUGUGCAUGGUACGGAUAGGCACGGAUCCUGGGUUGCUCAGUUAUAUUCGACAACGCUUCAAGGAACUCAGCGACGAUGGAGAGAUUUUAACCAUUGAACAAGUGACGGAACGAGCGUAUACGCUCAAGGACGGAAAAAUCUUCCGAAUGAGUGCCGUGGAGCAACCCCCAGGAGGACUGCCCUUGGUAGAAGAAGAGGAAGAUGAUUUUAAGGACGAUACAAUCAGCUCGGUGGACAGUGAGAAAGAGACCGCUCCUGAGGGAGCCAUGAACCACGGCAAACUGUUAGAUAUGGAGGAGGGAUACCCUCAAGAAUGGAAGGGUGAAGUUGACGUCGACGACAUAGCCGACGAAAUGGAGACCAACAACAACCCACAGGAGGACACCAUACGGACCGUUCAAAUGCUUCCAGAUCAAUUUGAAGCACAUCAAUUCACAGAAAAAACAGUCCUUGUGGCUCGGCACCUUGAUGAGGGCGUUCGAUCGUUGAGGUCCCGAGACGACUUCGGGAUGGCUCUGCUGGAUAGAGAAUAUAUCAUGAACCGAGACGAAGAAAAGGCACUUUUGAAGGAAGCACGCAGACGAAUGCAGAUUCUUUUGGACCAAUCUUACAACGAAGAAGGGUGGACGUCCAAAGGAAGGAUCGCAGGAGUGAAAAUCUCGUCAAAGGAAGGGAUGGAUGGAGCUCCUUUGAACCUGGUCAAGGGGGAAACGGACUUCUACACCGAUUUUUCAUUGGACUUUGGGUGCGCUCAGUGGAAAUAG